This is a messenger RNA of Ruditapes philippinarum (Manila clam), 474 nucleotides long. RefSeq names its product 5'-AMP-activated serine/threonine-protein kinase catalytic subunit alpha-like. The record is from RefSeq and is a predicted model, not a curated record. Lineage: Eukaryota; Metazoa; Mollusca; Bivalvia; Venerida; Veneridae. The coding region runs from base 1 to 474 and encodes 157 amino acids. The transcript is spliced from 2 exons.
AUGAAUAGGCAAGCUAUACCAGAUACCUCAACAUCAAAUAAGAGAAACAAUUGUGUGCUCAAGUCACCUGUGAACAGUAACGUUCAAUAUAGUGAUAUAUCAUCUGAUGAGCUGCCACAAAAUGACAACCUUGAUUUUGGCGAUGAACCGGAUGUCAGUUUUAGUGGUCAGACGUCUGAGGUGGAUCAAAACAAUAAUGACGUGAAUGGAGUUAAAAACGCCAAUACAGAUGGCGUCGAGGUCAUUAGUGACGUUGAGGACGUUGUUGUUAAUAAUCAUAGGGAUGAUGACGCCAACGUGAAUGGCGUCAAUACAGAGAGUGAAAAUGAGUAUGACGCCAACCAAGAUGGCGGCAAUAGUGAAAAUCAUUAUGAUAAUGACGCUGAAGAUGACGUCAAUGAAAGUGAUGACUCUAGUGUUACUGAUAACGUUAACGUAAAAAAUGAUGUCAAUGAUAGCGCAAACGAUAGUUAG